Molecule: messenger RNA, 3368 nt
Organism: Strigops habroptila (Kakapo)
Lineage: Eukaryota; Metazoa; Chordata; Aves; Psittaciformes; Psittacidae
Product: homer protein homolog 3-like
Exons: 9
Coding region: 226-1986 (586 amino acids)
Biological process (GO): G protein-coupled glutamate receptor signaling pathway; regulation of store-operated calcium entry
Cellular component (GO): postsynaptic density; dendrite; plasma membrane
Molecular function (GO): G protein-coupled glutamate receptor binding
Source: RefSeq, a predicted model, not a curated record
GGGAAGAAAACUUGUUCAGUGAUGAGAAAUCAUUGCAAGCUCCAAGCUUGGGACAAAGGGAGCCCCUGAAUGCUGCCUGGUUGAACGCCCUGUGCUCUGGGUGGUGAAUAAGAGCUGAAAGGAAUCACUUGGAGGCAAAAACUCCAGCUAGGAGACCUGAGGAGGAAGCUGCUGGAGGAGACGCAUACUAACUCCAUUGGCCUCUACUCUUACCCUUCCUAACAGAUGUCACCAACUAGAGAGCAGCCAAUCUUCAGCACCAGGGCCCACGUCUUCCAGAUUGACCCUGCCACCAAACGGAACUGGAUCCCUGCCAGCAAACACGCUCUCACCGUCUCCUACUUCUACGAUGCCACACGCAACGUGUACCGGAUCAUCAGCGUGGGGGGCACCAAGGCAAUCAUCAACAGCACCAUCACUCCCAACAUGACCUUCACAAAGACAUCCCAGAAAUUUGGCCAGUGGGCAGACAGCCGAGCCAACACCGUGUACGGGUUGGGCUUUGCUUCUGAGCAGCAUCUCUCCCAGUUUGCAGAGAAGUUCCAGGAAGUGAAGGAAGCAGCUCGUUUGGCGAGGGAGAAGUCCCAGGAUAAAACAGAGCUGACCAACCCUGCCCUGAACAUCGCAUCUCACCAGGUACUUCCCAGCCCCAUCAUCAGCUCCAAUGGGCCAGGAGAAGAUAAACUAUUCCGAAGCCAAAGCGCCGAUGUGGAGGUGACCACGGAGAAGGAGCGGCUGAAGAAGAUGCUCUCCGAAGGUUCUGUGAGUGAAGUCCAGUGGGAGGCCGAGUUCUUCAGCCUCCAGGACAACAACAACAAGCUCGUGGCUGCUCUCCAUGAAGCCAACGCCAACGUGGACCAGUGGAAGAAGCAGUUGGCUGCUUACCAGGAGGAGACGGAAACACUGCGGCAGCGGCAGAAACUGGAGUCACAGGGCACUCAGGAUUCCUCCAGCGAGAACAACAAGGAAGAGCUGAGCCAAACCCUGGAGGAGCUGGAACUGCUGAUCAAGGCUAAGGAUGAGGAGAUCCAGAUGCUAAAGAGCCAGAAGUGUGGCCGAUGGGAAGCAGAGGGCGAGCGUGAGGAGACACUGCAGAAGCUGCAGGAGCUGGAGACCCGCAACGCAGAGCUGGAGCAGCGCCUUCACCUGGCUGAGCAGACAUUGGCAGAGACCCUGGCCGAGAGGGAGAAGAUCCAGAACGAGGUCACCAAAGUGGCGGAGAUCAUGGAUGUGAAGAUAUUUGAGCUCAGUGAGAUCCGGCAGGGACUGGCCAAGCUGGUAGAGAGGCAAUUGAGCAGCAGCACACUCAGAGGAGACACCUCCAGAGGAGGGGAGCCUGAGCUGGGACAGUCACAGAACAUCGAGGUCUGCUGGGGCAGGACAUGCCAACAUACCAGCAGCUGCCUGGACAGUGUGGAGACCAGCCACAGCCACCUACUGCCCCCUGAACACCCAGGCAGAGGGCAGAGAGCACCUGAGCUCCUGAAUCCUCCUCAGGGAGCAUCGACAAAUCACAGCCAGACCUCUCUGGACCCUGCCAUGGCUGUGGCAUGGUCCAGAGAGAGCGGCUGUGCCCGAGCCGCCCUCCCAGCCCCCUGCUGCCGCACUGUGUCUCCCACAGUUGUGAGGUUUCAGGGGGAAGGGGCUGAGCAGCCUGUGCAGGUUUUCAGUAGUUUGGUUUUAGGAAACCACUUGCCUUUUGCAAAUAAGCUGCCAGGUGUUUUCCCACCUGGGCAGGGAGCAGCAGUUCUAGCACACCAAGAGCAAGAGUUGCUCCUUUUCCUCUUCCCCAGCCCUAACUACAUCAUGUCUUUUCAACAGGAUCCAGUAACACUUCCAGAGGUAGCAGUGUCCCCACUGCAGAGAAGGGUCCUUGCCCUGACCGUGUGUCCUUUCCACUGUUCAGUUGCAUCCUCCAGAGAAGAAGGAGCUGCAGGUUUUAAAGCUCUUAUUAGUUCACCACAGUGGGAUGUAAUGACUUGUUAAAACUUUAAGCUGAAGAAGAGCAGAGGCUUGGUUGGGAAAGGGGCAUUUGAGAAAUGGGACAUCCCUGAGGGGAUGGGCCAACAAACUGCUCCGUUGGCAUCAAUCCCGGCCUCUGAGGGCUGCACUUAAUUGAAAUUAAAUGGAGCAAGUCACAGUUGCUCUUGGCUGCUUUUUUUUUUUCCUUCUUUUUCAUUAGGAAACAGUCCCCAGGGUCAGCCCCAGUGCUCCCUGUGAAGGGUCUGGGUCCCUGCUCCAUGUCAGCCCCAGUGCUCCCUGUGACGGAUCCGGGUCCCCUGCUCCAUGUCAGCCCCAGUGCUCCCUGUGAGGGGCCGGGUCCCUGCUCCAUGUCAGCCCCAGUGCUCCCUGUGACGGAUCCGGGUCCCUGCUCCAUGUCAGCCCCAGUGCUCCCUGUGAAGGGUCUGGGUCCCUGCUCCAUGUCAGCCCCAGUGCUCCCUGUGAGGGGCUGGGUCCCUGCUCCAUGUGAAGGGUCCUGGUGCCAGCUUGCCACACUUGGCCACAUGGAAGGAGAACAGGAGGCGUUUGGAGCAUGCUGGGACCAGUGCCCUGAGGAGCCUGUGAGAAGUUUGUGAGUUACCACAGAUGUUUUCUAGUCAUAGGAAUUGAGCAAGGAAGAGUUGUGCCCCCCACGGCACCUGCUGUGCCCCCCCAAUUACCCAGGAGCAUGUUAGCCCUGUGCUGAAUGAUGAAGCAGUGUCCAUGUAGAAAAUAGUUAGAAACCUCCCAGGAGUGUUGAUGGAUUUGGAUUCUGUUGUUGGGGUUUUUGCCCUCUUUGCCACUAUAAGUAAUCCUGGGAAUGUCUCACAGGUUGCAGAAACUCUGGUGCUGGCAAGCACUGCCUGCCAGUGCUGCCCUCUCCCCAGCACACCCCCUGAACCUCAGCAGAGCUCAGGGCCUGCCUCUCCUUUCCCUCACCUGGUGACCACGAGAGGAACCCAGAGCUCCCACGCACUGCCUGCAAGUCAGGGCAGGAUUUGGGGCUGGCACCUUGGGAAUCCGCUGCCGUGGAGAGCUGCUGGUGACUCCCUGCUGGAUUGUGUCCAGGCAAAGCCCUUCCCUUCCCAGGGGUGAUGAGGAAACAGUGAGGUUUCCAGACCUGCAUAGCCAGGGAAGGGCUUUUCUGGUUUUAGGUUGGGCUUUUUUCGUUGGUUUUCCCUUCAUUUUAAUGAUUUUUGUUUGCAUGACGUGUUCUCAACUGUAUGGCUGGAGCUCCUGUAGUGAUACUUGUUUCAGGGUAUUUAAGAAGGGAAGGAAGUAACUGGGUGGCAAAAGACUCCAGGGACUUGUUUACCUCCCCGUGCCAGUGUUCAUAUUCUAUUCCUACAGGAGCAGCCUUCUUUUGAAAUAGAGAUCAGCUCCAAGAA